Molecule: messenger RNA, 1446 nt
Organism: Temnothorax curvispinosus
Lineage: Eukaryota; Metazoa; Arthropoda; Insecta; Hymenoptera; Formicidae
Exons: 3
Coding region: 328-1371 (347 amino acids)
Source: RefSeq, a predicted model, not a curated record
GAUCACGUCGCAAGAUUUUUUUCUUUGUUUAGUUUAUCUGUAUCUCGAUAUUCUCGAUCGAAGCAUUACUAUUACGAAAAAAGAAUUUUGGAGAAAUCGCUCGAUUUAUUAAUACUAAUUCUAUUCUAUUAUUUUAAUUUACACUUUUUUAAAUAAAUAGUUUCUGUUAAUUUUGCACGCAAGUGUAAAGGUUCGCACGCUGGAUGUAUUUAUAUGUUAGUGUCUUAAAAAUGGUUAAUCUCAUGAUGACGUGUAAAUAACACGUCGAUACAUGCAACGUAAUAUAUAACUAUAUGUUUGUGUAUUACUUUGCGACGUGGAUGUAGUAUGGAUACAGAUAUAUUAAGAGUGAUAUUAAGAAGUUACAGUGACGCAGAAAAUGUUGAUCAGUCUGAGAAUUAUGAAAAUAUGUCAAAGAAAACUUUGCUUUGUAUACAAUCUGACACAGUAUUGAAUGCUUUAUGUCUAUCGUUAAACAAUCUCUUAUGUUAUAAGAUAUCCAAAGAAGCUUAUCAACGUUAUUCGAUUCGAUUGUUGAUUAUUGACGUCUUACGGACGUGUUGCAGAACAACGAGCACGUUUAAACAUUUGAGGAUAUUUACAUCUAAAGAAAAUAGCUUCAAGUUUAUGAAUAUUCUUUUGGACAAAUAUCUUACAGAUGAUGUUUUGAUCAAGUGCUACUCGGAAAACAUUUUGAUAUGUUUAACUCUUUCUGUAAUACACCUGUCAGUUAAGAAUACAAUUUUUAUGCGUCAUACAGAUCGAUUACUUGUGAAACUUUUACACGUGGAAACAAAUGAUAAAAUUAAAAGACUGUUACAUAACGCUGUAUGCUCAAAUUUGCAUCUUAGACUAUCUACGAAGGAAGAAAUAUAUGCUUUACAAAAAUUUAAAUUGAUAGAAGAGCCUUUGUUCAAUAGUUUUGUGUACAUGGUUCCCACGUUAAAGAAAAGAACGCAUAUAGCUAACCGAAGUAACGAUGAGGAGAUGUUAAAUAAAUUAUUGGAGCUUGGUGCCAGAUCUGCAUAUAUUUUUCAAUUAAUGUUUAAUUUUUUAAAGGAACUGUUGGUUCAGUUGCAAUAUGCAUCUGCAGUCCUCGAUUUCACAGCGUCAAUGUUAAAGCGGAUAUCUCGUUCUUGUGAAACGUACAACAGAGAUAUAUUGGACCUUUAUCCCAGGAAACUACGUUCUUGUGUAAUUUUAUUAAGAAUAAGUCCCAAGCAUCAUACAGCACAAACACGAAAAUAUGCAUUACAAACUAUGAAACAAAUCUACAAUGAAAAUAAGGAUGUUCCGUUAAUUUUUAUGUCCCACUUUCUUGAGUGGCUUGAAUGUUUUGCAACUUAUAUCACUAAUAAUAUGCAAAGUUGACGAGAAAAAAAUAAUAUGAUAAUACUACUUUGUAUUUUAAUACAUUCUACGUAAUAUUAAUUAUUUUAUGAUUAA